UUACAAUGGUUGAAAAAGAAAUUAUCAACAUCUCGAUUAAAUUGUUUUGGGAUGACAAUUCAUCAGCAAUAUUCAAUGGUCCUUUAGAAUUUACAAUUAUCUUAAACCAUGGUUGUACAACAAUCAAGAACCUGGACGUACCAAGCACUGUUCUUUUAAACGGAAAAAGUUACCAAAGGAUAACAGAUGAACCUAUUCGUAGCGAUAUUCAUGAUUUGCUUAAUAAUAUUUCCUUAGAAGAAAAUUCUUGUCCAGAAGCUAUGGCACAAACGAAUUAUGUUGAAUACACAGAGAAAAACCAGAUAUCAUCACAAGAAAAAUCUGCAAUGUCUCUAGACCAAUAUAAUGAACAAAUCGAUUCUCAAGAUAAUCAG
Dentiscutata erythropus is the source of this 374-nucleotide messenger RNA. The record is from the annotation of a GenBank genome assembly. NCBI's taxonomy places the organism in Eukaryota, Fungi, Glomeromycota, Glomeromycetes, Diversisporales, Gigasporaceae.